GUCCCCCGGGGCCGACGCGUCCCCCGGCCGGGGCCGGGCCCGGGACCACGCAGCGCGGGUCUGAUCCGCCGCUCUGCCUGCUGACGGGAGAGAGCGCGUCCCAGAGCCGCGGCCCCCGGGGGGAUGGGCCCAGCCAGGCCGGAUGGACGAGAAGACCAAGAAAGCAGAGGAGAUGGCCCUGAGCCUCACCCGGGCAGUGGCGGGCGGGGAUGAGCAGGCGGCUGUGAAGUGUGCCACCUGGCUGGCACAGCAGCGGCUGUCCCUGAGUGUGUGUCUGAAGCCGGAGGUUCCCCUGACACGGGACAUCAGGCUGUGUGUGAGUGUGGAGGAUGCCCACGUGCAGACCGUCACCAUCUGGCUCACGGUGCGCCCUGAUAUGACAGUGGCCUCCCUCAAGGAUAUGGUCUUCCUGGACUAUGGCUUCCCCCCCAGCCUACAGCAGUGGGUGAUAGGGCAGCGGCUGGCCCGAGACCAGGAGACGCUGCACUCCCACGGGGUGCGGCGGAACGGAGACAGCGCCUACCUGUACCUGCUGUCGGCCUGCAACACCUCGCUUAACCCGCGGGAGGUGCAGCGCCAGCGCCAGCUGCGGAUGCUGGAAGAUCUGGGCUUCAAGGAUCUCACGCUACAACCACGAGGCCCCCUGGAGCCGGCCCCUCCCAAGCCCGGGACACCCCAGGAACUUGGAGGAGCAAAGCCCGAUGGAGUGCCUGAGCCCCCACCAGUGGGCUGGCAGUGUCCUGGGUGCACCUUCAUCAACAAGCCCACCCGGCCGGGCUGCGAGAUGUGCUGCUAUUCACGGCCUGAGGCCUACCAGGUGCCUGCCUCAUACCAGCCCGAUGAGGAGGAGCGGGCACGCCUGGCUGGUGAAGAGGAGGCGCUGCGUCAGUACCAGCAGCGGAAGCAGCAGCAGCAGGAGGGGAACUACCUACAGCACGUGCAGCUGGAGCAGAGGAGCCUGGUGCUGAACGCUGAGCCUGCCGAGUGCCCCGUGUGCUACGCAGCGCUGGCGCCCGGCGAGGCAGUGGUGCUGCGGGAGUGUCUGCACACCUUCUGCAGGGAGUGCCUGCAGGGCACCAUCCGCAACAGCCAGGAGGCAGAGGUCUCCUGCCCCUUCAUUGAUGAUACCUACUCAUGCCCGGGCAAGCUGCUGGAGAGGGAGAUCCGGGCGCUCCUGUCCCCCGAGGAUUACCAGCGCUUCUUGGACCUGAGCAUCUCCAUCGCAGAAAACCGCAGUGCUUUCAGCUACCACUGCAAGACCCCAGACUGCAAGGGCUGGUGCUUCUUUGAGGAUGAUGUCAAUGAGUUCACCUGCCCUGUGUGUUUCCGUGUCAACUGCCUGCUCUGCAAGGCCAUCCAUGAGCGCAUGAACUGCAAGGAGUAUCAGGAUGACCUGGCACUGCGGGCUCAGAACGACCUGGCUGCCCGGCAGACCACAGAGAUGCUGCAGGUGAUGCUGCAGCAGGGCGAGGCCAUGCAUUGCCCGCGGUGCCGGAUCGUGGUACAGAAGAAGGACGGCUGUGACUGGAUCCGCUGCACUGUCUGCCACACCGAGAUCUGCUGGGUCACCAAGGGCCCGCGCUGGGGCCCCGGGGGCCCAGGGGACACCAGUGGGGGCUGCCGCUGCCGAGUGAAUGGAAUUCCUUGCCACCCAAGCUGUCAGAACUGCCACUGAGCUGAGGCCUGGGUCCCCACACAGACCCCCAUUCGUCGGCAGGAGUGGGCAGGGCUGGGCCUGGGGCACUGGCUCUGGUUUCUGACUUGUGCAACAUCCCUGUGAUUGGCCAGGCCAAGUUCCCCCGCCCCGUGCGGUGGCUGCCUGUGCCUGCAGCUGUCCUGUCACAUCUGCCUCAUGCCUGUGCUGUCCCUUGGGGCUGCCAACAGACCUUCUCUGAGGCUCUGACCUCUGCCAGACUCCACCCUUAAACAGCCCUGGCCACAGGCCGUGCUGGCCCAAGCCUCUGCCACCACCUGAGCCUCUACACUGCCCCAUGGCCCGUGCCCGCUCUCCCCCAGCACAGCAGCCUCACCACCCCUGCUGGCUUCCAGGUGACCUUGCUGUCUGCACUGUCAGAGGCCUGGCGCCUCUUGCUGCUGCGGACCUGCUCAGAGUGGGGAAGACCAGAUGUGUGAGCGCACAGCCCGCUGUGUGUGCUGCGGCCCAUCUCAUCUGUGUAAGCGCAUUAAAAUGGUUUUCCAGGAA
This is a messenger RNA of Chinchilla lanigera (long-tailed chinchilla), 2203 nucleotides long. It is a transcript of the gene Rbck1, whose product is annotated as RanBP-type and C3HC4-type zinc finger containing 1. The coding region runs from base 143 to 1675 and encodes 510 amino acids. The record is from RefSeq and is a predicted model, not a curated record. NCBI's taxonomy places the organism in Eukaryota, Metazoa, Chordata, Mammalia, Rodentia, Chinchillidae. Gene Ontology annotation, cellular component: LUBAC complex. Gene Ontology annotation, molecular function: ubiquitin-protein transferase activity; ubiquitin binding. The transcript is spliced from 12 exons. Gene Ontology annotation, biological process: positive regulation of canonical NF-kappaB signal transduction; proteasome-mediated ubiquitin-dependent protein catabolic process; protein linear polyubiquitination.